AUGGGUUACGAGAACAAAGUUGCAACCCUAAUCUUGAAAAACGUCAACAAACUCCAAGAGGGUACUUACUAUUGUCAUGCUACUAAUAUACAUGGUACAACGGUACUUCCUAGUGAAGUCAAGGUCUUACCGGAGGAGUCACAAAUUCAACUUUUUAUAGGAAAAGCCAGCGACACGAUUCGUUUGACUCUAGCCCAAUACAACAAGCGCGAGGAAGGCGAACAGCUUGUCACAAAUAUUUUCGCAUAUCAUAAAGACGAACAAUUCGAAGAAGCCAUUAAGCUGCAUGCACCAGAUAAAGCCAGUGAAUCUGCAAAAAUUGCAGUAGCUCUUCAGCCUUCUGGAGCGCAAAUCCCACCAGCUGAAAAAGCGAAACCAGAAUCCGUACCUAUGGGCAUCCCCAUACUUGUCCAUCCUGCUGAAGAAUCUCUGCCUGUACAAGUGCAUCCAGCAGAAGUUGUAUCAGAUAUGGCGAAACAACCUUCGCCGGUUGUUCCAAUAACAGAAGAAGCGCAUCCUGCUACAGUAAAGUCAGUAGGAGAAACUGUUCCCACAAUUUUGAGAGAAACGGAAGUACCCACAAUAGCUGUGCGAAUAGAGAAAGAACAACAU
Strongylus vulgaris is the source of this 612-nucleotide messenger RNA. The record is from the annotation of a GenBank genome assembly. NCBI's taxonomy places the organism in Eukaryota, Metazoa, Nematoda, Chromadorea, Rhabditida, Strongylidae.